AGGCACUCCUUGGAGACUCAUAAACAUGCCAAGAAUUAUGAAAGCGUCAGUAUCUUCAAGUUGGCCAGUACUGACCAGGAAGUCUUUGACAUGCAAGUCAGUGGAAUCAAGGAACGUUAUCUGGGACGUUAUGGCGUGAAUGUCGGUGAAGUUGACAUCUUGGUCUUCUGCAAAACACUGACUGGUCGAAAGUACACCUGUACGUCCAAGGGUCGUAUCACGCUCGAUAAGCAGUGGGCAGAGCUCAGCGUCCCGUUUGCUCUGCAGUCUAUUGUGAAGGACAUCACUGAGAAGUCCCCAGACUUUGAAGAGUUCAAAACAGUUGAAGAGCUUUUCCCUGUUGGGAAGACGUGCUUCAUGAUUGGCAAUCCGCAUUAUGGCUGUUCCGGAACGGUUGUUGAUGCCAAGCCGGAAAAUAAAGCUGGACGUAUCAUGGUCAAGUUUACAGUACAAUCUGAGCCAAGUUUGGAUGGCAUCAUCCGGAAUGAAAGGAAUCUGUGCCAGGUCCAUUACAUGAACGCUCAUCAGAUGUCGCAGCAGCUCGGGGUCAACGCGCAGUUUGUGUCUCGUAUCACGGGCACCGUGUAUAUUCAGAUGAAUAGCAGGGAGGCCGAAUCGGCUUCCCUCGUCAAUGUUGGCCUGCAUUUGAAGUUCAACAAAACAUCCGAAGAGAUUCCUGGAUACUCGAAGAGAACUAACGACACUUGGCUGUACUCGACAAAGUGCCUUCAAGUACUCAAGGAGUAUCUGGCAAAGUAAGUAGUAGGUCUUUGGAUAAAGUUUCCGUUU
This is a messenger RNA of Rhipicephalus sanguineus (brown dog tick), 789 nucleotides long. Its product is annotated as 5'-3' exoribonuclease 1. Lineage: Eukaryota; Metazoa; Arthropoda; Arachnida; Ixodida; Ixodidae. The record is from RefSeq and is a predicted model, not a curated record. The coding region runs from base 91 to 759 and encodes 222 amino acids. The transcript is spliced from 7 exons.